Molecule: messenger RNA, 1749 nt
Organism: Nilaparvata lugens (brown planthopper)
Lineage: Eukaryota; Metazoa; Arthropoda; Insecta; Hemiptera; Delphacidae
Product: ubiquitin carboxyl-terminal hydrolase 22
Exons: 8
Coding region: 75-1643 (522 amino acids)
Biological process (GO): protein deubiquitination
Molecular function (GO): cysteine-type deubiquitinase activity; zinc ion binding
Source: RefSeq, a predicted model, not a curated record
CUCACCACCCAAAAACCGCCAUGCCAGCCAAUAUUAUAGUGUUGUGUUGGUUGUGGGGUCAGGUACUGUAGAAAAUGAGUGAAAAUGGUUGCAUUCAUCUUGACAAUUUUAAAUCAAAACAUGGCUUACAAUCGUACAUUACUAUUUAUUCAUAUUUUGUUGCAAGCACUACAUCUGAAGCACGGAAGAUAAAGGCAAAAUGCUGUUUCUGCUAUGUAUGCAAAGCAUUUGAAACACGACUGCACUCCUGUUUGACAUGCAUAUUUUUCGGAUGUCACAAAAAGAACCAUAUACAAGAGCAUGCAAAAAUGGAAAAACAUUAUUUAGCGAUAGAGCUGAUGUUCGGCAACGUGUUGUGUGUGGCGUGUGGCGACUACGUGUACGACAGCGAGAUGACGCGUGUGGCUGACGAGCGCCACCUCAAAGCCAUGACGUUGGCCGGCCUGAGGUCGACUCCAUUCCGACACUGGUGGCCCUCCCCGCAUGAUGUGCACCUCCUCAAGCAGAACCCCUGUCGGCGAAUGCUGCUCAACAACACCACCAUCGGUUUGCGAGGCCUGGUGAAUCUGGGCAAUUCGUGCUACGUGAACAGCAUAGUGCAGGUGUUGACUCACAUUCCGCCACUAAGAGACUAUUUCCUGUCGGAGCGGCACACCUGCCGGCUCAACGAAACGCCCGAGACCUGUUUCGUCUGCGAAAUAUCGCGCAUCUUUCAAGAGUUCUACUCGGGCAACAAGUCGCCGCUCAUCCUGAAGCACUUGCUCGUGCUGGUUUGGGCGAACAUCAAGCACAUGGCGUGCAACAAACAGCAAGACGCGCACGAGUUUCUCAUGAUCAUGCUCAACUAUCUUCACGAGCAGAGUGCGCCACUCAACCCCAGUCCGCCCCCUGCUUCCUCCUCACCUCCUCCUGGUGCCGAGCGGGAGGAGAGAGGAGAGGAGAGUAGGCCCAGUGAGCCGCAGCAGCAGCAGCUAAAUACUAGCAACUCGUGUUCGUGUAUCAUUGAUCUCAUUUUCACCGGCAAAUUGCAGUCGGACAUCACCUGUCAUGUGUGCAAUGGUGUGUCGACAACAAUCGACCCGUUCUGGGACAUUUCGCUGGAGCUGGACAACACAGGCCGUGGUGGGGGGGAGAUGACGUCAUCACAGCAGCUGAGUGACACAGCAGUGUCACAGCAGAGCCAAAGCAGCAGCAGCAGCAGCAGUAGUGGCAGUGCGACUGCAGCGCAUGCGCUCAAGUCUGAUGGUGAUGGGACAGGGUCGGGGAGUGUGUCACUGGACGAGUGCUUGGAACAGUUCACCCGGGCCGAACACUUGGGCAGCAUCAGGUGCAACAACUGCGACGCAGACCAGCAACAGACCAAACAGCUGACUGUGCAGAAACUCCCGGUUGUCGUUUGCUUCCAUCUCAAGCGUUUCGAAGCGAUUUGCACUAACGUAUUCGCCAAGAUCUCCAAGAUCAUCACGUUUCCCCUGGAGCUGGAUAUGUCUCCGUUCAUGUCGCAUCGGCGUAAUUCAAACCAAAACCAUUCUUCCCCCUCCACCUCCUCCUCCUCCUCCGCCUCCUCCUACACCAACUACUGCACGCAGAUACUCGAGGAUAACAGGUAUUCUCACCAUCACUCAUCAUUUGCUUGUUUAUGAUAAUAAUGAUUUAUUUAUUUAGCGUAUGGCAGAUACGCAACUCAUAUAAAAAUUCAAAAUUCAAAAUGUUUCAUUGCCGUGAACAAAUAGAUGUAUUGACAAAGUC